UUUUAGCCGCUGAGGUCUGGAGCGUCUCCGCAGUUUAACUCCGAGAGGUCUCUGAGGUUUCUUGUUGUCUCUGGGUUAGAUCUUCUCCAGACUUCAGCCUGCCUCCCCCCCCCCCAACCCCACCCCCCCCAGCAGCUCUGCUUGGAUUUACUGAUGUCUACCAAGCUUUAGGCUCCUGAGAGAAUAAAGUUUGAGACCUACUAUGAUGAUGCCAGCUAAUCAGACCUCUCCCCAGAAAUCCCUGAUCCUGGUUCCAGAGGAACAUGACAGUUCAUAUGAGGGAUCGGUGUCCUUCAGGGAUGUGGCUGUAGAUUUCAGUAGAGAGGAGUGGCAGCAUCUAGACGUUGCUCAAAGAAACUUGUACCGGGAUGUGAUGCUGGAGACCUACAGUCACCUGCUUUCAGUAGGGUAUGACGUUCCCCAGCCAGAAGUUUUUAUGUUGGAGCAAGGAAAGGAGCCAUGGGUAUUGAAGGGUGAGAGCCCACAUCAGAGCUGUUCAGAAGAAUUGUGGCAGAUUGGUGACCAGACAGAAAGCUAUCAGCAAAGAGAAAAUAAAUCUUUAAGAGAUGUUGCUUUCAUCAAGAAAAUACUGACUACAAAGAAAGAUUAUGAAUAUAAGGACAUUAGAAAAAUAAUUCAUGUGAGCCAAAACAUUCUUUCCCCCAAAAGAACCCAUCAAGGUGAUUCCUUUGGAAAUGCUUUGAAGCAUAAUUUAGAUUUACACAGUCAUUAUAGAAACAGUGCAUCAAAGAACAUGAAUAAGAUUACUGAAUAUGGUAAAAUCUCUUCCUCUCCUGACCCUGAGUGUUCUCCAACAGGAGAGAAGUUAUGGGACCAUAAUCAAUGUGGAAAAAUCCUCAGCUAUAAACAAGCACCCUCUCAACAUCAGAAAAUUCAUACUGGGGAAAAAUCUUAUGAAUGUGCUGAAUUUGGAAAGAUCUUCACCCAGAGGUCACAGCUCAGGGUACAUCUGAAAGUUCAUACAGGAGAAAAACUCUAUGUGUGCAUCGACUGUGGGAAGGCUUUUGUAAAGAAGCCAGAAUUCAUUACACAUCAGAGAACCCAUACUAGAGAGAAGCCCUAUAAGUGCAGUGAAUGUGGAAAAGCUUUUUUCCAAGUAUCUUCUCUCUUAAGGCAUCAGAGAAUUCAUACUGGAGAAAAACUUUAUGAAUGUAGUGAAUGUGGAAAAGGCUUCUCUUAUAACUCCGAUCUCAGUAUACACCAGAAAAUUCAUACUGGAGAGAGACACCAUGAAUGUAGUGAUUGUGGCAAAGCAUUUACACAAAAGUCCACACUCAAGAUGCAUCAGAAGAUUCACACAGGUGAGAGAUCCUAUAUAUGUAUUGAAUGUGGACAGGCCUUCAUCCAGAAGACACACUUGAUUGCACACCGUAGAAUUCAUACUGGAGAAAAACCAUAUGAAUGCAAUAACUGUGGGAAGUCCUUCAUUUCAAAGUCACAGCUACAGGUACAUCAAAGAAUUCACACAAGAAUGAAACCCUUUAUAUAUGCUGAAUAUGGGAAGAUCUUCAACAAUAGUUCCAACCUCAUUACACAUAAGAAGGUUCAAAUUAGAGAGAAAUCUUCCAUAUGUACUGAAUGUGGUAAGGCUUUUACGUACAGGUCAGAACUGAUUAUACAUCAGAGAAUUCACACUGGUGAAAAACCUUAUGAAUGCAGUGAUUGUGGAAAAGCCUUUACUCAGAAGUCAGCACUCACAGUGCAUCAGAGAAUUCAUACGGGAGAAAAAUCUUACAUAUGCAUGAAAUGUGGACUAGCCUUUAUCCAGAAGGCUCACUUGAUUGCACAUCAAAUAAUUCAUACUGGAGAGAAACCUUAUAAAUGUGGCCACUGUGGGAAAUCCUUUACCUCCAAGUCACAACUCCAUGUACAUAAACGAAUUCACACAGGAGAGAAGCCUUAUAUGUGCGCUAAAUGUGGAAAGGCAUUCACCAACAGGUCAAAUCUCAUUACACAUCAGAAAACUCAUACAGGGGAGAAAUCCUAUAUAUGUCCUAAAUGUGGAAAGGCCUUUACACAAAGAUCAGACUUGAUUACACACCAGAGAAUUCAUACUGGAGAGAAACCUUAUGAAUGUGGUACCUGUGGAAAAGCCUUUACCCAAAAAUCACACCUCAAUAUACACCAGAAAAUUCAUACUGGAGAAAGACAGUAUGAAUGCCAUGAAUGUGGGAAAGCCUUCAACCAGAAAUCAAUACUCAUUGUGCAUCAGAAAAUUCAUACAGGGGAGAAACCUUAUGUAUGUGGUGAGUGUGGUAGAGCUUUCAUCCGCAAGUCAAACUUCAUUACACAUCAGAGAAUUCAUACUGGAGAGAAACCUUAUGAAUGCAGUGAUUGUGGGAAAUCCUUCACCUCCAAAUCUCAGCUCCUGGUGCAUCAACCAAUCCACACCGGAGAAAAACCGUAUGUGUGUGCUGUGUGUGGGAAAGCCUUUAGUGGCAGGUCAAAUCUCAGUAAGCAUCAGAAAACCCAUACUGGAGAAAAGCCCUACAUCUGUUCUGAAUGUGGGAAGACCUUCAGACAGAAGUCAGAGUUGAUAAUACAUCAUAGAAUCCACACUGGAGAGAAACCUUAUGAAUGCAGUGACUGUGGCAAAUCUUUCACUAAGAAGUCACAACUCCAAGUGCAUCAGCGAAUUCACACAGGAGAAAAGCCUUAUGUAUGCGCUGAGUGUGGGAAGGCUUUCACAGACAGGUCAAAUUUGAAUAAGCAUCAGACAACACACACUGGAGACAAACCCUAUAAGUGUAUAGUCUGUGGGAAAGGCUUCGUCCAGAAAUCUGUGCUCAGUGUCCAUCAGAGUAUUCACACUUGAGAAGAACAGUGUGAGAAAACCUCAGAUCAGGUUUGAUUGUAUAUCGUUGAAUUUGUUAGCAGAAAAAUAUGCAUAUUAUCCUAAGUAGAAAUACCCCAUCAAAGUGUCAAACAUCACCGUACAGAAGAGGACCCUGAAUGAAGGGGGCCCUUCCCAUAUUAUCACCACCUUCAUUAAACCUUGAGGCAUUCAUACUGGGAAAAUUGGUAGAUUAGAAGAAGGCUUCUCAUGAAAAAUAUUAUGGAACAUUAUUACCAGCUUCUGCAUAGAGAGGUUAUAUUAAGUCAUGUUCAUGAUAAUCCUGUUUACUGUGGAAUAGGUAGAGUGUCAACAGGUUGAAUGGUAGAACAACAUAAUAUAUAUGAUAGUGACAGAUCCUAAAUUCUGUGAGAUGUUUGCUGCAGAACACAUUGUCUAACAGUUUUGGGUGUUUUCUUAUUCUUCUGUUGAAUCUAACAUGGUUGUGUGUGUCCAGUUCCCCAUUGAGUAUUUCCAUCAAGAAAGAGAUAACUCAGUAGAAAAUUUCUUUAUGUAUACAGACACAAACCUCAGAAUGUCUGUUGACCCAUUACCCUCUAGCAUCAUGACUUGUAACCUCUGCCCCUUAUCAUCUACCACUAAAGUGUAUUUGACCCUCA
This is a messenger RNA of Hyaena hyaena (striped hyena), 3474 nucleotides long. Its product is annotated as zinc finger protein 585A-like. Lineage: Eukaryota; Metazoa; Chordata; Mammalia; Carnivora; Hyaenidae. The record is from RefSeq and is a predicted model, not a curated record. Gene Ontology annotation, biological process: regulation of DNA-templated transcription. The coding region runs from base 203 to 2836 and encodes 877 amino acids. The transcript has 5 exons.